Messenger RNA from Dicentrarchus labrax (European seabass), 1578 nucleotides. It is a transcript of the gene mlf2, whose product is annotated as myeloid leukemia factor 2. Gene Ontology annotation, cellular component: nucleus; cytoplasm. The transcript is spliced from 8 exons. Lineage: Eukaryota; Metazoa; Chordata; Actinopteri; Moronidae. The record is from RefSeq and is a predicted model, not a curated record. Gene Ontology annotation, biological process: regulation of DNA-templated transcription. The coding region runs from base 278 to 1024 and encodes 248 amino acids.
AACCUGACAGUAGUGCUGCUUCUCUUUGUCAGAGGACCGACUUCCGUUUUCAUGUUUGGUCCAGGUUUCUGGAAUUUACUAUCUUGUGAAACUGAGCUACCUGUCACUUGGGUAAACAGUAGCAGUGAUUUGGUAUUUUGGUCGCGGCGCUGACGGAAGAUCCUCCACUUUCAGCCUGACAAGAGUUUGAGACCGUCAUCCUUUUUCAUCCUUGAGAAGCACGACUGUUUACCUAGCUAGCUGGCUAGCAUCAGCCAGCUGAGUUAAAGCACCUAGCAUGUUUCGGUUCUUGAAUGACGUUGACGACGACCCCUACAUGAUGGAUCCAUUUGCUGCUCACAGGCAGCAGAUGAGGGUUCUGUUUGGACCAUUUGGCAUGGACCCCUUUGCCCUUGCACCCCAGAUACAGGCGCCUCGUGCACCACGUAGACAGGCUGGUCCGCUGGCCCCCUUUGGCAUGAUGGGAAUGGGUGGAGGUUUCAUGGAUAUGUUUGGCAUGAUGGGAGAAAUGAUGGGAGGCAUGGAAAGAAUUUCCAGUUCACCAAACUGUCAGACGUUCUCCUCGUCAACAGUGAUCUCCUACUCCUCUACAGACUCAGGGCCUCCUGAAGUUUAUCAGCAGACCAGUCAAACGAGAACAGGCCCUGGAGGGAUCCGUGAGACGCGGCAGUCCAUGAGGGACAGCGAGAGCGGCCUCGAGCGUCUGGCCAUCGGCCACCACAUCGGGGAUCGUGCACACAUAAUGGAGCGUUCACGAAAUCGCCGCACUGGAGACCGCGAGGAUCGGCAAGACUUCAUUAACCUUGAUGAGAAUGAUGCUGCAGCGUUCGAUGAGGAGUGGAGGAGGGAGGCCGUAAGAUAUGUUCCCCCGAAUGCCCGGGCGCUGGAGUACGGCCGAGAUCGACGGGCAGGAGGUCAGCAGCUGGCCCUUACUGCCCCUCCCAGCUCAACGUCCCCACCAGGCCAUCGGCACGAGUCCCCCAGACACCGUCAGCCCCAAACCCGUCCACGUUACGACUGGUGAGAGUGCGAUCUAGGACCACCAUUUUGGACUGACAGGUUGACUGUCCCUGCAGGUGUGACACUUGGCCAACCAGAUGAAAGGAGUUGAGGGAAGAUUUCCCCGAUGCUGUGAACCACGCUGAAGAUGGAAGUUGAUGACCGUCACAACUGCCCGUCGUAAAUGUUUGAUAUGACUGGACUGUCUUUACAUAAACAACAAACACACACUCAACAAACCCCCCACCCACACACUUGAUAGUUACAUUUACAGUUCUCCUUCUCCACUGUUACGCUCAACACACACACACACACACACACACACACACACACACACACACACAAUGGCACCCUUGUGCAUACAUGGGUAUAACUACGCUCACUUUAUAUAUACUCAUUCUCAAAACUUGACGUGUUUUUGCCCACUGCACUUAAGUGCUACAGUAUACAGUACAUCUGCUGUACAGUCCAUUUUAUGUUUGUGAAGACACUAGUGUGUCAGUGAAUUGAAUUGUAUACUGUUAACUAAUUAAUCUAACUAAAUAAAAGUUCAUUAAACAUUGUUAGAUAAUUACAAAA